Molecule: messenger RNA, 10525 nt
Organism: Hydractinia symbiolongicarpus
Lineage: Eukaryota; Metazoa; Cnidaria; Hydrozoa; Anthoathecata; Hydractiniidae
Product: kinesin-like protein KIF15
Exons: 33
Coding region: 16-4299 (1427 amino acids)
Biological process (GO): microtubule-based movement
Molecular function (GO): microtubule motor activity; microtubule binding; ATP binding
Source: RefSeq, a predicted model, not a curated record
AUAUAGAAAAGAAAGAUGUUGCAAUCUCCAUCAUAUUUAUCAAAGAGUUUUGUUUUCAAUAAUCACCAACAGCAACGACGAACAAUUAAAAAAAGUUUAUCACACUCGGUAUUACCAAAUGUUGAGAUUAUAGCACCAAUGGAAUUGACUGCGAAACUUGACAACAGAAGACACUCCGCUGGUUUUUUGAAAAACAUUAAUUCAAGUUAUGCUGGUUACAAUAGCAAUGAAGGGGAUAAUAUUAAAGUUUACGUAAGAAUACGACCACCUCACCAGCAGAUUUUGGAAGGAAAUGUGGAUAACAGUAUUUGUUUGGAAGUUACAUCUCCUGAAUCACUCACUAUUGCUACAAAACCAGAACCUAAACAAUUCAGUUACGAUCAUGUGGCUCAUAUGGAGACAACACAGGAGGAAGUAUUUGCAACUGUUGGCAAGGGUAUCAUUGAGGCUUUUGUGAACGGAUUUAAUGGAACAAUAUUUGCUUAUGGUCAAACUGGUUCUGGAAAAACAUUUACUAUGCUUGGCCCUGCUGAUGAUACUGAUAAUUUUACGCAUGAGCUACGAGGCGUUAUACCAAGGGGUUUUGAAUAUCUCUUUAGCCUGAUAAAUCGCCAGCAAGAAAAGGCUGGAGAUCGUGUUGAGUUCUUAGCGAGAUGUUCUUUUCUUGAAAUAUACAAUGAACAAGUUUUUGAUCUUUUGGAACCUUCCACAGCAAGCCUACAUUUACGAGAAAAUAUAAAGAAGGGUGUUUUUGUGGAAGGUUUAGCAGAAAGGGACGUUUCUUCAGCAAAGGAUGCUUAUUCAGUUUUACAAGCUGGCUGGUUGAACCGUCGCGUUGCAUCAACCUCAAUGAAUAGAGAAAGUAGUCGUAGUCAUGCUGUGUUCACAGUGUCUUUAGAGUCUAAGAAACGUACUGGUGGAAUGGCAAAUAUAAAAGUAUCAAAGCUACAUCUUGUUGAUCUGGCUGGUUCAGAGAGACAGAAAGAUACACAUACUCAAGAUGUCCGAUUAAAAGAAGCUGGUAGUAUAAAUAAGUCAUUGUCUGCACUCGGAAAUGUUAUUAUGGCUUUAGUUGAUAUUGCUCAUGGUAAAACCAGACAUAUUCAUUACAGAGAUUCCAAAUUAACAUUUAUUUUAAGGGAUUCACUUGGUGGAAAUGCAAAGACAUACAUUAUCGCAAAUGUUCAUCCCUCUUCAAGGUGUUUUGGCGAAACUUUGUCAACCCUAAAUUUUGCAAGACGUGCAAAAAUGAUAAAAAACAAAGCAGUCGUCAAUGAAGAUAUCACUGGCAACGUGUCAGAGUUGCAAGCUGAAAUCCGUAAACUCAAAGAACUUCUUGCGCAAAACAAAGUGGAAGUUAUUAAAGAACACAAGACAUCUGAUGUUACAUCUCCAGCACAAAGCAAAAGUAGUAGCCAUGAUGGUAGUCAGUGGAAAGAAUUAAUGAUUAACGCGAUUGCUGCACAUGACCAAGCAGAGGAGGAGAAAAUGGCUUUACAGGAAAAAGUAGUGAAACUGGAAGAACUAUGUGGCAAGAAAGAGAAAUUUUUACAGUCUACUAGAAUGAUCCUGAAGUUUCGUACAGAACAUAUCGUCAAAUUGGAAGGAAUGUUGAAAAAGGAACUGGGACCCCAAGAAGAGGAUUCAAAAGAUAAGGAAAUAAAAUUGUUAAAAGAAGAAAUCAAAGUUUUACAGUCAAGUAUAGACCAUCAUCCAGAGGUGAAAAGAUUUGCAAUGGAAAAUUUAGAAUUAAGAGCGGAGAUUAAACGAUUAAAAGCACUUGACCCUUCCAAUGGUGAUUUCACUAAGACAAUGGCUGAGAAACAUCGUUACACUCUUCAACUUGAGCGACAAUUGCAUGAACUGAUGACUUCACAAUCGAACGACUUAGAAAAAAGUUUAUCAAGUUCUCAGCAAAGUCUUGAAGCUUCAAAUGCUGAGAUUGAAAAAAUUAAAAUUGAACUAGCCCAAGUGCAAGCAAAAUUGGAUAUUUCACAGAAUGAAGUGAAACAGUGUAGAAAAAGUUUGCAAGAAGCGUCUGAAGAAACUAUUAGUAUGAGAGAAAAUUCACGCAAGAAGGAAUUAGAAUUGCAAUCAGAUUUAGCAGCCAUUAGAAAAUGUAAUAAUGAAUUGGAGCGUGCAUUAGAAGCAUUGCAACUAAAAACAGCUGUUGAGCGAACAGCCAUGAAUAGCUUGCACAUACAAACAAUUAAGACACUUUCAUCACCUCGUAAAUUUGGUACUCCAAAAUCGACACCACGAAAAAACGAAAGUAUUCUUAGCUCAAAACAGUCUACUCCUAUCAACAAAUGCAAUUUAAAUGGAAGUGUUGACAAAAAUAAACAUGCCAAAGAAAAUGAUAAAAACAAAUCUCUAAAUGAGGAAUAUGUGAAUGACCCUAAUCGACGUCUGGAAGAUGAGCCACCUCCCAAAAUAAUGCAGCGUAAAGACAGCCUAAAUGACGUGAGUGAUGAUGAAGAUGAUGUAAAUCCGUUUUGGGAUUUCACAAAUGAAACCAGGGAUGAUGAAGUUAUUUACAUUGAGGCACUGCAAGAUGAAAUUAAACAGCUCCAGGACUUGUACAGUCAGUCGAUCCAAACAUUACAUGAUGAACAACGAAAGAAAAUACCUUUAACCGAAAUGAUAGCGAAACUUGAUCACAAAGUUAAAGACUUAGAACAACUGCUUAUAAGUGAACGUCAAAAUUGGUCCAUCAAAGAAUCUGAGUUAACCACACAGUUAACAACAUUAAGAGAUAAAUAUAAGGAAACUCAGGGCAGUGCUACGAUCUUAAAAAGCGAAGUUGACGAUUUGCGUAUCCUUCUGACGUCAGCUGAUAAACAGCUAGAUUUACUGAAAAAGGAGAAGAAAGAAGAAAUUAUUGAAGCCGGUAGAAAAUAUGCUGCUAUUGAAAGCAAAUAUGUGAAAUUGGAAAUUGACUUUUUCAACCUCCAAACAGAAAUGGAUACAACUGCUGAAUCUAAUAAUAAUUUACAGUCUGAUUUUGAACAAUGUAAAGAAGAGCUGGAAUUUUCACAGCACAAGAAUUGUGAAUUAGAAGAAAUUGUUGCUAUAGAACGAAAGAAAGUCAAAGAAGGCGAAGAAAAAUUACAAAUUGCACUAGAAAAGUUAAACUAUGAAUUGGAAACAAAAAUUAAAUUAACGCAAGAAGAUAAACAAGAGGAACUAAUAAAGUCAAUGGAAACUAUUAAUAGUCUACGCGAAGAACUGAGUUUCCUGACAAGAAAAGCUGAAGAACAGGAUGAGAAAAUUAUCAAGCUGUCAAGCGAUUUAGACCGGUCUCGUUCUGAGGUGGCCACACAGAAAUGGGUGAACAUAACAGAUAAAGAAGCUAUCAAUAAAUUUAUGAAAGGUGCACAAGAGUUAAGAGAUGUUAUUUUAAAGAAAGACGGAAUUAUAUCAUCCUUACAAUCGGAGUUAGAAGAUUUGAAACAGCAACAACAGAGUUUGCAAGAGGCUUAUGAUGAAAAGAAAAAGAAGAUACAGAAAUUGAACGAGGCGUUAAAAGUUGAAAGUGAUAAACUUGUCAAAGAAAAAGAAGACAGAGAAAAAGAGGUGAUAACAUUGCAAGAUGAAAUACAAAUACUUCAAGAUCAGUGCAGAGAAGUAACUCUGACACUUCAAGAAGAGAGACAGCAGCUGCAAGUUCUGCAAAGUGAACACCUCGAACUAAAAGUGACGUUAGCUCAAAAGAUCAGCACGAUCACUGGCCUUGAAGACAAGCUUACUGAGGGAAACAUCAAUACUUCUUCAGUCUUCGUUGGACAGGAAAAACAUAUGGAGGCGAAAGCACAACUGGUGGAAUUAGCUCGCCUGUCCGAACAUUGGGAAUCAUCUAAAUUAAAUGACAAAACAAAUUUGGAAGAAAUGAAACGUCGCUGCAGUGAAUUUGAGAUAAUCGAGUCAGGUAAAGAAAUGCUGGAGGGUCGAGUCGAAAUGUUGGAAUUGGAACUUGAGGAUAUAGAAAGUGAACGUAAAGAGUGGUUGGAAAGGGAAGCAGUCUUACAAAAGGAAGUUGCAACAUACAAGAAAGCAAAAGAGCGGUCUGAAGUAGCAUUAAAAGAAGUAACAGAAAAAAAACAACUAGCUGAGAACGCAACAUUAGAAUCUCGGCAACAACUUGCUGCACUUGAGAUGAAUCUUUGUAACGUCCAAGACGAUUUGGAAGCUAACCUAGAAGAACUAGAGAAGGUGGAAACAUUUAGUAUUUGUUUAUGUAAAGAAACAUUUUUCACUCGCCAAAUGACAAAACGUCGGAAACUUAAAAGGAUUAAGUGACAUUAGGAAUACUUUAGAAGGCUAUGAUCACCUAUCGAUCAACUAUCAAUUUUCCCAGUUCGCAUGCUAACGUAUAAAAUAUUUCGGUCAUCAGCUGCUUAUAAUAAUGAAAUAGUAUUUGUAUUUCAUGGGAAAAAGAAGAAAACGAAAGAAGCUAAAUAUUGACACCAAGAAAUGGUUAUUUUUAUGACUACAUAUAUCUUUUCAAAGAACAUUUUUUCUGUUAAAAGUAUUUUAGCUGAUUGAUAUAAGUCGUCUUGUGCAUACAAUGAGAUCAUGCUAGCCGGGAGACCUGGCGUCGCACGCUGGGGAAAAAAUAAAAGUUUGCGAUUGUUUUCUAAUGUAGGGAAGUUGAUAAUAAAACAAAGGACGUAGCAAAACAAACAUGAAAUAAUACUACUGGUUGUUGCUACUUAUUAGAUAAUUUCUUACCAUACGACUUUCCGUAUUAGCUGUGAUGUGCAGGGUUAUCAGUUUUUAACAAAUUUUUGAAAACAUUUUUUUUUUGAAUAUGCUUUUUUGUUUGUUUUGUUUUUCUCCCCGUAGAGGGUGUAUGAGGGCUAAGUGCACGUGUUUGCAUAAUUUAGACUCGUUAAAACGACUGUUCUAGUUGUUCGUCAAAUUACAUCAAAGAAAGUUGUCCUGAAUUUAAAAUUUAAGGCCCGAAAAGAAGAAUGUGAAAAUGUCAAUAAAAAGCAUUUUAUAUCAAGUCAUAAGUAGAAUAACUAAAGGAUUCUACCGUAUACAGUGUAAAUAUAUGAGAGCCGUACUAAAAAAGCUCAAAAAUACUGACAAAUAUAUCAUUACGCUUUGUCUUAGCUAAGCAGAGCUAGGUAGUCCUAAAUUGACCUGUUGUUGUGGACCAACAAAUCUUUUUAGCUAUCAUAAAAAACAAAGAAUAAAACUAACAAUGCAAAAAUGAACAAAAAUAUACAAAGCUAUAGUAAUAACAUAGUUAAUUAUUCAACUUCUGAAAUAUGCUGAUUUUUCACAAAAAGGUAAAGACACAACUAGCAAAGAACAACUACUUAAAGUAAAUGUCCGCUAAAUAAAAUCACAUAGCUGAUAAAAAAAACAAUAUACGUAGAAAACUUGAUAAUGUUGUGUCCAUCAUUAGGUCCAUAGUUUCGUGUGAUGUAUUUUACAUGGCUUUAUGUGGAUUUUAAUGAAUUAAAUUUCCACGGUAUUUUAUAAGGGGGAACAAUAGAAUUGCAAUUACUUCUAUCAACAAUCUUAUUUUAACUUGAUACUUACAAUAUGCAUAGAAAACAAGGAACCGAAAAUCACUGAACCUUAUUUAUGAGGCUUAAUGUGAUAUUAUGUGGUUUACUCUUUUCUGAUAACUGUUUCUAAAUGACAUCCACACGAUCUCUCUUAAAAGAUGAAAUGUGUAACUUUUUUAAUAGCAAGAACCUAAAAUUAUAUAAUUUUACAAAAGGAAAUAAUGCUAUAUGUUCAUUUAUGUGGUUUAUAAUGCAAAAACAAUCCUUAGCUUUCACACUUUCGAUUAAAUUCUAGUUUGCUUUGAGAUAAAAGGCUUGAGUUUUGAACUAUACUUUAAAAGAAAUUUCAAAGAAAAAAUAAGUAAGUAAGUAACGGGAAGUUUUGACGUCCUUGGGGAUUACAUCCUAACUGUUGCCUCUUCCUCCCCUUCGACUGUAACUAUGUUACAUUACUGCCAGAGGUACGUAUAGCAUUGCUCUAACUUGCUUGCCUGCCACACAAGCCGGUUAGUGGUCAGUAGAUGGCACCAAAUGGGGUGACAACACUGCAUUUAAAGUGCGCUGGAGUGGGUACUCGAACCUGAAACCUUAUGAUUACAAGUCGAAUGCGCUACCACCUCCGCUAAAUUACGGCUACAAGGUUUGUGUGAUUAUUUGUGGUUUACAUUGUAAGGAUUUUGCAACCAAGUUCAAAAAAUGCAUCUAGCAGCAAUGAAUGAACUGAAAACUGUAUUUAUACAACUAACAGAUGUAAGUCUAGUUUCUUCAAUAUUAUCAACAAUGUUAAUUAUAAUCUUGUUUAAGAAAGAGGUGCUUGGCCCUAUUGCCUUUGCUCGGACAAAGGAAUACAGCCCAUUAUCCAUUAAACACAAACACGUGGGAAAAUUAUAAAGAUUCUACCUCGAAUUACAGGUUAAAAAAUGGAUACAAACAUAUCCGGAAAACUGGGGUGUGAACAUAUUCAGAAAACACAGAAUAUGUUAACAAAACAUGUAAACUACUAAUGUUUAUUUUUAUAGCUUCAUGUGAAAGUUGAUUGCUUCAUGAAGUUUGUCAAUUCCUUCUAGAAGAAGACAAGUACAAUGGGAUUAUCUUUGUAGUAAAUGAAUAGAUGAAAACUUUUCUUGUUUAGUAUAGAUGGUAUCCACUAAAAUGCUCUUAAUGUUGUAAAUGUUAUAAAUACCAACCAGCAGGUAGUGUAAAUACACAUUUGCGAUGGUGCAUUUAUGAUAUCAGCAAAAGUAAAAUAAAUAUAAUUUUAAGUAGGCAUUGUACUGCAGUUAAAAUCACAAGAACAUAAUUUUAUUCAUACUGACAUAACUUCCAUUCUCAACUGAUUUUGGUCAUGAAAGUGAGUACACUCCUCAUACUGUUUCAUCUGCGAAAAUGCAGUCACAUCUUUGCACAUAAAACAAACAGUCAUGAAACAAGCCUAUGUAAACUACAAAAGUUAGUUGUUUUUUUGGUACAUUCCAAUGCUAAGCCUAUGUAAAUAUUAUGUAUGCCACAUAUUAUCAAACCAGUAACUCAUUUUUGGAGAUCUUGCUAAAGUAUCACAAAAUUUGUAGUUUGUAGUAUCCAGUUAAUUUUUAUUUCGCCUGACUGACAUGAAAAUCCCCUUACUUUCCCAUGCAAAGUAUACUUAUAACUUAAAGACAAUUAGGCUGAGAACGGCUGGAAAAUAAGACCAAAAUAAGAACAUGGAACAGGCUGAAAUUUUACCGAUAUUUUAUUCUAAAAAACACGCACACUCAAAAAUAUCCCUAAGGCAAAAAUCUCACAGAAUCAAUUGUUCGAAACGUGUAUAUACUUAGAUAUUGCAUUGCAAAUAUUUGUAAUGUACGUACUGCAAAAUAAAUAAAGAAUGCUCAAAAUUCAGGCUGAACAUGUGAAGAAAACACCAAGCUAAGCCAAAAAUAUCCAUGGUUCUGGAUCAGAAAAGUGAUAUCAAGCUUUGAUGCAGUACUAAUAACAUUUUUAUAAGAACAACAUUUUCUGGGUAUACUCGUAUUGUUAAAAUUUUAACAACAGAAUUCCUUUUAAAAAUUUACUAAAUUCUUCCACAUUUCUUUUUUUUUUUAACCCAACUCGACUUUUUGAACUUCCUAACUUUCCGGGUGUCACAUCGUUCACCAUUCAAUAUUUCAAUCCAAUUCAAUGUCCAUUUAUAACUGUUUAUGUGUCAGUAUAGCAUGUUUGUGUAGCUCGAUUAACUUAUCACUGAUCAAAAAUGGAUCUUUUAGGACAAUACUUGAGUCCAAAAAAUUAAAAAAUUCAAUAGCUAUGUAUGGCGUAUUUUGAUAUUACCUAAGUAACUUCCGGAUAGUCAAUAUUUUCAUUUCUACCUGCCAUAUUCAAUUCGUAUAAAGUGUGUUGUGAAAUUUUUGGUAAUUAAUUGGCAGUGUAUAUUUUAGUCUUCUUAUGUAAAUACAGUUGUGUUCAGAGCUUACAAUCACUUGAAUGUGGUUCAAGUACUAGCAAGUCAAAACUGAUAGUUGUGACAAAAAAAGUUAUGACUCAUUUAAAAAUAAACGCUGCCCAUUGCAAUCCAAUCAUUUCGAAUGGAAAUAAGAUAGUAGGUAGCUAAAGCUGUUUUGAUAUUACUUAACUUAUAAAUGAAAAGCAAACAGUUUUCAAAGACCGCCAUUUUUGCGUUAAAAAAAUGUGGGAUAAUACACCGAGCACAAUUUAAACGGACACUUUAUCAACACUGAAAAUCAAUAGUUUAAUUUUGACUUUAAACUUUCGCUAGCGAUCGUCCUUCACUCAAAGGUUAUUACUAAAGUAAACCUAUAUCUAUAAAGGAUUGGUAUUCUGUUCGUAAUGGAUAAAUGGGUAAAUCUCCGAUUUUUGAAAAACAUUUCCAAUAUCUCCUCGACUUCGGUUAAUUUCGGCGAAAUGUUCACGAAACAAAUAACGAACUUUUCUGCAAUCGAUAUAAGAAAGCGCAUGCACAAUAGGCUUCAUUUUUUGUUCUCUUUCAAAUGAGAUUGAUUGUGUACAAAAAUCAACCUCGUCCCCAGGGACUUUUGCCCUUUUGACAUUGAGGCCGGCGGCGAAAAACGUUCUGUUAUGCAAUUGGUUUACAUCCAACUUAGAUAAUUUAAUCACGCGUCAUUGUAUAUGCAACGAUUUACUAUAAAGAUGGCGGAUUUUGUUACAAAAACAUUGAAACACAAGAGGAUUCCUGACUAUGAGAAAUGUUCAAGAAGAUUGACAAAAAAAGCUGUGAGCCAACAGUAAAUAUUUUUAUGAAAGAUGUUAUUUUCGCAGAUUUCAGUUGUAUAGCUAGCUAGCAGACACAUCACACUUUGCAAAAUUUUUAAACCAAAUUUUUAAAUUUAAAAUUUUUUAAACCGAAACUUAGUUCUAAAAACAACACAAAAAUGAUUUACAGCUGAAAUGAAAUUAUCCACAGGACAUAUUUUGUUAAAGAUCCUCAAAAAGUACGAACCAAAGAAAAAGUUUAUGUAACUAGCUAUAUAACACGUUUAAGUAAUAAGUAGAUUACUCUCUAACCUCUUGGGUAAGACAUUAGAUUGGGGAGGCCUAACUUGACCACAAGUUUCACACGUGGUUGUUUUUAUAAUCUAUAAUUAUUUUACCAGCAGAAUUCGGGAAAUGUGAACCAGACCUUAACCUUUCAGAUCAUGUUCAUCAGUAGUGAAUUUGUCAUGCUAAAUAUUGCUGUUUAAACGCAGUAUAUAUUGCUUCUGGGAAAACUAUCGCCAUAGUUCAACUUGGAAAGUUGAUAGCUGAGAGAAGGGAGGAGAUCGUAGUGUAGAUAUAAGGACUGAAGGUUGCUAAGCAAGAUGCUUAAUUUUUCACUCAGUUUUAAACCUAGUCUUAUCAACUGGGUUGCUUAUAAAAAAUAUUCAGCCAACAUAUAUAAGACGUUUAAAAUAUAUUUUAUACUUAGCUAGCUAUCUAAGAUAGCUUCGGUUUUGUUUCCUUAUUUAAUAUAUAAUAACUAGCUAGAUGCUACAAUCUAAGACUUAACUUUUUCCCAAAGAGGUGCUAGACUUGUAAAAUAUGAAAGCUAGCCAGCUAAAUGGGGCCUAAGUUGUCUUCUAUUGGUAUACCCCAACAAAUCAGCUUUAUCUAAUCACACGUUACCACGUUAUAUCGCUAAAUAAUGCUUCUUAAAUAUUUCAUCACUAUAAAAUAUAGUUUCAGGGUGAACACAUAAUAAAUUGGUUUGGAAUAAAACUAAAUACAAGCGUUAAAAAACAUAAGCAACCAAAAGACAUCUUCUUAGCCAUGUGAAAAACGAGGACUCGAUCAAGUUGCUUUUACUAGCCGCAGAAAUUGUAACAGCGAGACAACUCAAUAAUUAUUUAUAGUAACCAAUAUACUGGUUAUGAAAAGCAGCCUGUACCAGCGUCUUGUUUAGCGAUCAAGUAAGCGCUAGCGGCUUUGACAUAACCCUGGGGACAUGGAUGGUAAAAAAUAGCAAUUUUGGUUAUCUUAAAAAUUCUAAUACGGAACAUUUUUCUUUUUCUAGCCGCUUCUCGAUGAAAAGAGGAAAAUAUCGCAGUAAUAGUUAAAAAAACAAUGUGACGAAGUUGUACCGCUUGUUGAGCAUGCGUAUUCUCGUACCUUCACGGCCUUCUUUCUUCUCCUCCUGUGUUCCCCUUCUUCUGUACAUACUUUAUAGAUGCCUCCUGACCCUUAAAGUUACAGCUUACGCUACAAAGGAUUAAUCAUUUGCAGCUUAAGUUGUAGCUAACUACUUAAUGUAUUACUGUAUCGGCCCUUCGCUAACUAAAUCCUAGUCCCUUUUUAUGACAACACUCAUCAAUGUUAUUUCUUAAUUGUCUAUUAUCGAAAUCUCAAAGAUAAACACUUAUAAGCCUCCUUCCAGAAAAAUGACGUAUUGCAAAGUUGCCAUGGAUACGUGAUUUUAAUGAAACUUAUUCCGGUUGUAGUUUGAGGAAUGAAGCUAAAAUUGACUUUUUCUUACAGAACAAAAGAGCUGGAGGAAAAAUACUUUGAAGAGAAAA